Suncus etruscus (white-toothed pygmy shrew) is the source of this 768-nucleotide messenger RNA. RefSeq names its product forkhead box E3 (gene FOXE3). The coding region runs from base 1 to 768 and encodes 255 amino acids. Gene Ontology annotation, molecular function: DNA-binding transcription factor activity, RNA polymerase II-specific; RNA polymerase II cis-regulatory region sequence-specific DNA binding. The record is from RefSeq and is a predicted model, not a curated record. Gene Ontology annotation, biological process: regulation of transcription by RNA polymerase II; anatomical structure morphogenesis; cell differentiation. Lineage: Eukaryota; Metazoa; Chordata; Mammalia; Eulipotyphla; Soricidae. The transcript has a single exon.
AUGGAGCCGUCUUCCGCCUUCCCAGCCCUGCCCGGUGUCGCGCCAUCGGGGCCACUGCUGUCACCGCUCUCCGGGGCCGAGCCGGGCGCGCAGGCGGGGGGCCCGGGGCUCGCGGAUCGGGAGGCUGCGGCGGGGGGCUCGGGGCGCCGGCGGCGGCAGCGGCCCCUGCCACGCGGGAAGCCGCCCUACUCGUACAUCGCGCUCAUCGCCAUGGCCCUGGCCCACGCGCCGGGCCGCCGCCUCCCGCUGGCCGCCAUCUACCGCUUCAUCAGCGAGCGCUUCGCCUUCUACCGCGACGGCCCGCGCCGGUGGCAGAACAGCAUCCGCCACAACCUCACGCUCAACGACUGCUUCGUCAAGGUGCCCCGCGAGCCGGGCCACCCGGGCAAGGGCCACUUCUGGACGCUCGACCCGGCGGCCGCGGACAUGUUCGACCACGGCAGCUUCCUACGGCGCCGCAAGCGCUACAAGCGCGCCCCGCAACCUGCACCCGCGCCCGGCCCCGCGCUGCUCCCGCCGCCGCCCGUCGAGCCCGGCCCCGCGGCCCCGCCAGCUCGCCUCUUCGCGGUCGACAGCCUGCGGCACCUGCCACCACCCGAGCUGGCCGGGCUGGGGGGCCCCGAGCCGCCCUGCUGCGCCCCGCCGAUCUACGCGCCCUGCCCUGAGCGCCUGGGUUUGCUCCCCGAGAGAAUCCUGGGCCCGAUCGCCCCCGGGGAUCCCUACCUGAGGCCUCCAGGCUUCGGGUCUGCGCUGGAGCACUAUCCUUGA